AUGAAGCUUCAACUCGCCCUGCUCAGUCUCGUCGCGGCCGCCGUCACAGCGGAGGACGUACAAACAGCGCAUCUCAAGUUCCGCGCCGCCUCCUCUUCCGAGACGUACGACCUCGCCGUAAAAGCCGAUGGCAGCUCCGUCGACACCGACCACGCCGACCUCUCCAUCCACCUCAUCGACGCCCCCGACUACCUCGCCUCCUCGCUCUGCCACUUCACCACCCCCCAGCCCGUCGAGCUAUCGACGACCAUCGCCGACGACAACGUCACGCAGCAGGUGGUGCUGGACCCGCCGCAGCCGGUGCUGAGCGUCCGCUGCGAGGGAAUGUGCGUCGGCACGUACGGCGCUUGCUACGACAACAACGGCCAGCCCGUCGGGCCGUGCUGCAACGGGCUCUGCGCCGCGAACCGCUGCCGCCCGUGGAACAUUGGCCAGCACUGA
Molecule: messenger RNA, 441 nt
Organism: Purpureocillium lilacinum
Lineage: Eukaryota; Fungi; Ascomycota; Sordariomycetes; Hypocreales; Ophiocordycipitaceae
Source: RefSeq, a predicted model, not a curated record